This is a messenger RNA of Effrenium voratum, 693 nucleotides long. Lineage: Eukaryota; Dinophyceae; Suessiales; Symbiodiniaceae. The record is from the annotation of a GenBank genome assembly.
AUGAUCAUGGGCGCCGGGCACGGCACACGCAUGGCGCCUCUCACCGAUGACAAGCCAAAGCCAUUGGUUCGCUUUAUGGGGAAACCUCUCAUCGACCACGCGCUGGCACGCUUGGGCGCGGCAGGCGUAGACGAGGUCGUUGUCAACGUGCAUGCCCAUGCAGAUCUUCUUGAAGCCCAUUUGAAGAGGCUCUCGGCUCCGAAGAUCGUGAUUUCAGAUGAGCGCGAAGAACUUCUCGACACCGGCGGCGGCGUCAAGAAAGCCCGAUCCUUAUUGGGCGAUGACCCCAUAAUGACGUUCAACUCCGACAGUGUGUGGAUUGAAGGCCGUCGUCCGACCCUCACGCGCAUGAUGGAAGCUUGGGAUCCGGAGCAUAUGGACGCGCUUUUGAUGAUUGCCAGCGCCACCAACACGAUUGGUGAAGUACGCCGGGGCGACUUCACUAUGGAGCCUGAUGGGCGUCUGGUCCGCCGGGAGGAACAGACCGUCGCGCCCUUCAUGUUUGCCGGCGUCCAGAUCGUCAAUCCGACACUGUUUGAUGAAGGGCCGGACGGACCCUUCUCCACAAAUCUCAUUUGGGACAAGGCCAUCGAGCGAGGCCGUCUUUUUGGCCUGCGCAUGGAGGCAACCUGGAUGCAUGUAGGGACGCCGGGCGAUCUUGCUGACGCAGAACGGUUCCUGCGCGAUCUGUAG